AUGGAUGGUGAAAGCACCAACGAUGUUAUUGUGGUAGGGGAAGAUGCGACAACUGAAUUUUCGACGAUCCCAUUAAUGAUGGAAUUCGAAGAACGUGAAACUGUGGAAACUGUGAAUCCUGUCCCCGUGAACCAAGAACCGGUCGAAAUGGAACAGGAACCGCAGCAGGAGCCGUUCGUGGAGUCGGCAGUGCCACCAGCGGUGAAUACGGUUGCCACCACAGUUACUGCCAUUCGGCUUGGUUCGGGAGCGGAUGAUAAUCCGACCACGGCGGCCGGUGACGUCGAAGAAGAGAACAUGGACAGGCGCGCGCGUAGUACUCGAAGCCGUGGCCGACGCAGCCGACGUGGCCGGAGCAGAAGCCGUCGCAGCAGACGCCGUCGUAGUCGUCGUGGCCGGAGCAGAAGCGACGACGGAGACUUCUAUGUGCAAAUCGCCGACGAUGAUAUCUCCGCCGCGCCGGCCGGUAGCAGUCGCGGUAGCCAGAAGACGGCCCGUGGUGGUCGAAGGGCUAAGAAUCUAGCAAUCACCAGUCGCCGUGGUGGAAAGGCUACACAAAGCAGUCAAGCCAGAGAUAAUGCUAUCCGUGGCACUCGCGGUGGCCGGAAGUCAGCCAGGGGCAGUCGCAGAGGCCGGAAGAACACCGAAUGUGUUACAGCGCGCACGAUGUGGAGCGAACGAUUGCGUCCCAUCAGCCUUAAUCGGAACAAGAAAUAG
This is a messenger RNA of Macrosiphum euphorbiae (potato aphid), 717 nucleotides long. Lineage: Eukaryota; Metazoa; Arthropoda; Insecta; Hemiptera; Aphididae. The record is from the annotation of a GenBank genome assembly.